Telopea speciosissima is the source of this 2057-nucleotide messenger RNA. Its product is annotated as coiled-coil domain-containing protein SCD2-like. The transcript has 17 exons. The coding region runs from base 305 to 2053 and encodes 582 amino acids. The record is from RefSeq and is a predicted model, not a curated record. Gene Ontology annotation, biological process: cytokinesis by cell plate formation. NCBI's taxonomy places the organism in Eukaryota, Viridiplantae, Streptophyta, Magnoliopsida, Proteales, Proteaceae.
AUCCCUCAGAUUUACUCGAUUUCUGAUCCUGUUUCAGGAGAGGACGGUCAGUUUGAUCGGUUUCCAUGUUUACCAGUUGAAAUUUCAAGCUUGAGGAUUAUAUUUGAUCUCAGUUUCCUCAAAGGAAGUUUUGUUGAAGCAAACGUUCGUUUACUAAAAUUGUUGUGAAAUUUCUGCAACAAAAACCUUUGAAUUUUCAACUGUGUGAUCGGUCUGUAACUGAUAAUAUAAGUUUUGAAAAUAUUCAAGCAAAAUUUAGGUUUGAAUUCGGAUUAUCUUCCUCCUCCGCUUUUGGGCAUCAACAAUGGAUAAGGAGAGGACCAGGAGUCCAAUGUCUGUAAGACUGAAGAGCAAUUCUAGCACGUCCGAAGGUACAGCACCUGCGAUGAUGUCCCCCAUGCAUCGCUAUGGACGGUCAGAAUCAACCGGUGUGAAUUUCCGGAGGCCGCAGAAUUUCGCCGCCAAAGCUGCAGCUCAGAAGCUUGCGCAGGUCAUGGCACAUCAACAAUCGGAGGACUACGAUGACGAUGACGAUGGCCUAUCUUUGGAUUACAAUCCCACAGGGAGAAUCGGUCUUGCAUCCAGGAGCACAACUAUGUCUCCUUCUCCUGCGGUAGGUCGUAACCAUGUAGAACAGACUCAAUCUUCUCGCUUUUUAUCAACUAGCCGAUCACCUAUUGCAAUCAACUCUACAGCUGGCUUUACAUCAGUUGGUCAAUCAUCUUUUGCGGCUAAUUCUGUUAAGCAACCUCCAUCUGCCCAUUCUACAUCAGCUGGCCGACCAUUCCAAGUAGCCAAGACAGUUCCCAUGGUACAACCCAGUAUACCAAUAUCAUUAAGGCCACCUACUUCUGUGCCUCUAUCAGAUCCUUCCACUGAACAUCAAAGGGAUAGAAGAUCAUCAGUAGAUUUGGGAAGUUUAAACUUGACUGGAAAUCAGCAUUCUAUUUAUGCCCUUCAAGAUGAGCUUGAAGUGCUACAAGAAGAAAAUGAGAGUAUAAUUGAAAAGCUUCGACUUGCAGAGGAGAGGUGCGAGGAAGCAGAGGCCAGAGCUAGACAGCUUGAGAAACAGGUUGAUUCACUUGUAGAAGGCGUAUCUUUUGAGACCCGUCUCUUAAGCAGGCAAGGGGCAUACCUGCAGCAAAGGAAGGCUACUUUGAAAGAUGCACAACAGACUUGUGAUGGUAAAAAUGUAGAGGUUGCAACCCUUCGAUUAGAAGCAAAGACUGCAAAGGAUGAGGCAGAAUCUGCUUUGGAACAACUUCAUGAGGCUGAAUGUGAAAUUAAAUCUCUACAGAUGUUGACACAGAGAAUGAUACUCUCUCAGGAAGAGAUGGAAGAGGUGGUUCUUAAGAGGUGUUGGCUUUCUCGACAUUGGAAUUUAUGUUUUCAACACGGUAUUCAUGCAGAGAUUGCUGCAGAAAAGUAUGAGUUUUGGUCAUCCUUAGCCCCUCUUCCUCUUGAAGUUGUAUUAUCCGCUGGGCAGAAAGCCAAAGAGGAAAGCUCAGUAGAGAAAAAUGAUGUAGAGGAAAGGGAUGAAGUUCCACGUGACUUGAAUGAACUAUCUGGAGAGGGAAAUAUUGAAAGCAUGCUUUUAGUUGAAAAAGGAAUGCGGGAGCUGGCUUCACUAAAGGUUGAGGAUGCUGUAACGCUUGCGAUGGCUCAACAUCACCUACCACAUUUAUUGAAGUCUGAUCAACGAGUCUCAGGUGGAGGUGAUCUGAAACUAACGGUGGAUACUCAACAUCUUCUAGAAGCAUGUGAACUAAGCCAGGAGGAAUCUCAAGAUGUGGCUUUCAAACAGGCUUGGCUUAUAUAUUUCUGGAGGAGAGCAAAAAAUCAUUGGUUGGAACAGGACAUCACAGAUGAGCGUUUGCAAUUUUGGAUCACCAACGGUGCUAGGUCACCUACCCCAUAUGAUGCAGUUGACGUUGAGCGAGGUCUAAUGGAGCUGAGGAAGUUAGGGAUUGAAACAAGAUUGUGGGAGGAAUCCCGCCGAGUAGUCGAUCAAGAUUUUUCCCAUUCUAGAAUCUCAGACAAUUCCGAGCUGUGAAGAU